CGUCUGGCCAAGUCCUGGCGCCUGGUCUACAGCAUGGACCAGCACGGCAUCAGCAUGAACUCGCUGCUCUCCCGCUGUGAGAACGCCGGCCCAAUGGUGCUGGCGAUAAAAGACACAAAAGGCAGGGUCUUUGGGGCGUAUCUGAAUGAGCCUCUGCGGCUGAAUCCCAGCUUCUACGGCAACGGCACAUGUUUCCUGUGGAAGGCGUUCAGGUCGUCGCCAGAGUCACGCAAAAAGGACGCCGUCAAGCAGUUCAAGUACACCGGCGACAACGAGUACUUCAUCCUGUGUGAUCCAGAUUUCGUCGCCAUUGGCGGUGGUCGCGGCAAAUUCGGCAUGUGGUUCAAGAGCGACUUUCUGCACGGGUACUCGGCCCGGUGUCCGACAUUCAACAACGAGCCACUGUAUGCACAGCAGGAGUUUGUCGUCGCCCACCUCGAAAUCUGGGCGUUCAGCUCUUAG
Molecule: messenger RNA, 462 nt
Organism: Linderina pennispora
Lineage: Eukaryota; Fungi; Kickxellomycota; Kickxellomycetes; Kickxellales; Kickxellaceae
Product: TLD-domain-containing protein
Exons: 4
Biological process (GO): response to oxidative stress
Cellular component (GO): nucleus
Source: RefSeq, a predicted model, not a curated record